AGCCCCUAUAAAUCAACCUCUGCAACAAAGCCAUUCCAUUAUACUAACAUUUAUCUCUUCCUCUUUCUCUCUCUCUCUCUCUCUCUCUCUCUCUCUCUCUCUCUUCUUGCUUUCUUCAAGCAAUGGCCAAAACCAUGCCAUUAGUUCUGUUCAUGCUCCUUGUCAGUGUCUUUGCUGAAGAGCUUUACACUCUUCCUUCACCUCACCCUCCCACAUCAGCCCCACUUCACCCCCCAACUUACCCACCUGCAAACGCCCCUCACCACCAUCACCACCACCACCACUCACCGGCACCAGCCCCUGCACCUCUCCACCCGCAUUACCCUCCAGCCCCUGCUCACCCUCCAACUCAUCAUCAUCACCAUCACCCUUCUGCUCCUGUUCAUCCUCCUCUCAACCCUCCGCUUGUUCCAGUUCACCCUCCUCUUAACCCUCCAGUUCCACUUCAUCCUCCUGUCAAGCCUCCUGUUCCCGUUCACCCUCCCGUUCCAGUUCCAGUUCACCCUCCUGUCAAGCCUUCGGUUCCAGUUCACCCUCCUGUCAAGCCUUCGGUUCCAGUUCACCCUCCUGUCAAGCCUCCGGUUCCAGUUCACCCUCCGGUUCCUGCUCACCCUCCUGUUCCAGUGCACCCCUUCCCUAGAAGCUUUGUGGCAGUUCAAGGUGUUGUCUACGUCAAGUCCUGCAAGUAUGCUGGAGUUGACACUCUCUUAGGAGCCACACCACUGCUUGGUGCUGUUGUGAAGCUCCAAUGCAACAACACGAAGUACAAGCUGGUCGAAACCACCAAGAGUGACAAGAACGGUUACUUCUACGUGGAAGCGCCGAGGAGGAUCACAACGUACGGGGCUCACAAGUGCAAUGUGGUUCUGGUUAGUGCACCCGGUGGCCUGAAAGCCUCAAAUCUCCAUGGUGGUGUCACUGGUGCUGUUCUGAGGCCAGAGAAGCCAUUUUUGUCUAAGAAGCUUCCCUUUGUGCUCUACACUGUUGGGCCUCUGGCGUUUGAGCCAAAAUGCCAUUAUUAGAAACAAAAGAUUUGAAUGGAUUGUGUAUGGGUUUGUUUCUGUUGUGGCUUAUGUAUCUCAAUCUUUAUGUGUUUUCCGUUUGUAGUGUUCUGAGUUUGAACUGAUAUCAUACACAAAAUAAGUGACAUAGUUCUCGUAUGAAUUGUUAAUUUAGUGUAAAAGAAAUGUUGUUUAUGCUUUUUUAUUAAGAUGCUGCUGUCUCUUUUUUACUAUU
Molecule: messenger RNA, 1236 nt
Organism: Vigna radiata var. radiata (mung bean)
Lineage: Eukaryota; Viridiplantae; Streptophyta; Magnoliopsida; Fabales; Fabaceae
Product: non-classical arabinogalactan protein 31
Exons: 2
Coding region: 123-1022 (299 amino acids)
Source: RefSeq, a predicted model, not a curated record